Messenger RNA from Apus apus (common swift), 586 nucleotides. RefSeq names its product cytochrome c oxidase subunit 5B, mitochondrial. The transcript is spliced from 4 exons. Gene Ontology annotation, biological process: mitochondrial electron transport, cytochrome c to oxygen. Gene Ontology annotation, cellular component: mitochondrial envelope. NCBI's taxonomy places the organism in Eukaryota, Metazoa, Chordata, Aves, Apodiformes, Apodidae. The record is from RefSeq and is a predicted model, not a curated record. The coding region runs from base 50 to 406 and encodes 118 amino acids.
UUCCGCCGCACGCCCCGCCCCGCCGCCCUCCACUUCCGGCGCCGCCGCCAUGGCCUCAAGGUUACUGCGGGUGCGCUCGGCCCUGCGGCUCCUGCCCGCCCGCGGCCUGGCCGCGCCCGGCGGCCUGGCCACCGAUGAGGAGCAGGCGACGGGGCUGGAGAGGAAGGUGAUGGAGGCGAUGAACAAGGGCCUGGACCCCUACAGCAUGUUCCGGCCCAAGCGCUACGCGGGGACCAAGGAGGAGCCCAACCUGGUUCCCUCCAUCAGCACCAAACGCAUCGUGGGCUGCGUCUGUGAAGAGGACAACAGCUGCGUGGUCUGGUUCUGGCUGCACCAGGGGGAGCCCCAGCGCUGCCCCUCCUGCGGCGCCCACUACAAACUGAUCCCCCACGAGCUGCCCCACUGAGCCCCCCGGGUCACACAACAGGGGGGCCCAUGGGUCACACUGACCCCCCCCCCCCCCCCCAGCACCCAGUGGGGGUCCAUGGGUCACCCAGCACCCAAGGGGGGGGCCCACGGGAGUCACCCCCACUUCUCUCUGUUGUGUGUGACACCCCCCCCCAUAUAAACAGUUUGUGUGGUGAGA